Molecule: messenger RNA, 2162 nt
Organism: Psammomys obesus (fat sand rat)
Lineage: Eukaryota; Metazoa; Chordata; Mammalia; Rodentia; Muridae
Gene: Spsb3
Product: splA/ryanodine receptor domain and SOCS box containing 3
Exons: 7
Coding region: 709-1773 (354 amino acids)
Biological process (GO): proteasome-mediated ubiquitin-dependent protein catabolic process
Cellular component (GO): SCF ubiquitin ligase complex
Molecular function (GO): protein binding
Source: RefSeq, a predicted model, not a curated record
GGCCCAGCCCGGCCAGGCCCGGCGGGCUGCGCGUUGACCUUGCAGGCGGUCAAGCCGGCCACCCCUUGUUUCCCGGCGCCGGCGCUCGGGAGUCUGGGCGGGGUCCUCGGAGCCAGGCGCCACGGACACUGUCGCCCUGGCGAGAUCCGCGAGCCUCUGGCGAGGGAAGCAACCUCCGGCCCCGCGGAGGCCGAGCGUGGCCGCAUCCGGAGACAGCUCUGGCUCAUUCAUUGGGUUCCUACUGUGAGCUCCUGUACGGCGCUCAGCCAACCCAACUACUGUUGAGUUCUGGGCGCGGCCCCGCUCGGCUUCUUUGUGGGUGGCCGGGGCGAGGUAGGGUCGUGCAGUGGUUCUUCAGGGACGGGAGACAGCUAGGACAGAGCCGACUAUUAGACCCAGACAGCCCACUCGGGGAGAGGAGCUCCAGACCUCCCGGAGCUUUGCAUUUUGUCCCAAUAACGACGUCAAGCCCGUGAGUUUAAGGUCGUAUCAAAAACCGAGUUUGUAGUGUGUGGAACGGGAUGGUGAGAGGAAGUUGUGUGGGGCAGGAAGUGGUGGGUCGCCAGCGACAAGUGAGGACCACCUCAGGUGUGUUGGAAGAAGGGGUGUUAGGAGUGGAUGACAGCCGUGUUUCUGGCAUGAGGAACUGGAUGCUGGAGAUGCCAUUUGCCAAAGUGGACAGCGGAGGAGGAGCAAGUCCUCUCCAUUAUGGCCCGGCGUCCACGGAGCAGCAGGGCAUGGCACUUUGUUCUGAGUGCAGCCCGCCGAGACACAGAUGCCCGGGCUGUGGCUCUGGCCGGCACCACUAACUGGGACUACGACUCUGAUGGGCAGCACAGCGACUCAGACUCUGACCCUGAGUACUCCUCCCUGCCACCAUCCAUCCCCAGUGCUGUGCCUGUGACAGGAGAGUCCUUCUGUGACUGUGAGGGUCAGAGUGAGGCUACCUUCUGCAACAGUGUACACACAGCACACCGUGGCAAGGACUGCCGCUGUGGUGAGGAGGAUGAGGAUUUUGAUUGGGUCUGGGAUGACCUGAACAAGUCCUCAGCCACCUUGCUGAGCUGUGAUAAUCGUAAGGUCAGCUUUCACAUGGAGUAUAGCUGUGGGACUGCAGCCAUUCGGGGCACCAAGGAGCUAGGGGAUGGCCAACAUUUCUGGGAAAUCAAGAUGACCUCUCCUGUAUAUGGCACCGACAUGAUGGUGGGCAUUGGGACAUCAGAUGUAGACCUGGACAAGUAUCACCACACAUUCUGCAGCCUGCUUGGCAGGGAUGAAGACAGCUGGGGCCUCUCUUACACUGGACUCCUCCACCACAAAGGUGACAAGACAAGCUUCUCUUCACGCUUUGGCCAGGGCUCUAUUAUUGGCGUACACUUGGACACCUGGCAUGGGACAUUGACCUUCUUCAAGAACAGGAAGUGCAUAGGAGUAGCCGCCACCCGGCUGCAAAACAGAAGGUUCUAUCCAAUGGUCUGCUCCACAGCUGCCAAGAGUAGCAUGAAAGUCAUCCGCUCCUGCGCCAGCUCCACCUCCCUGCAAUACCUGUGCUGCUACCGCCUGCGCCAGCUCCGGCCAAACUCAGGGGAUACCCUUGAGGGCCUGCCCUUGCCACCUGGCCUCAAGCAAGUGCUGCAUAACAAGCUGGGCUGGGUCCUGAGCAUGAACUGCAACCACUGGAAGUCCCCUGUGCCCUCUCCUGGCACAGCUACGCCUGGUGCAGAGAGUCCUGAGACCAGGCCCUGUCAGAGGAAGCGCUGCCGAAGAAGCUGACUUCUCCACUGGGAAUGCAACUACCUUUCUGUCCUCCAGGCCAGCAGGCGAGGGAAGAACUGAGACCUGUCUAGGCUUGUCCCAUCUUCCUGAGGCCGGGACAGCCUUCUCUGUUGGCCUGUGCUGGUGGGGAAGCAGCACUCCUGUUUGCCUUCUGAGUUGCCAUGUGUCUUGGGAAGAGCAGCCCGAACACCUCUGGACCUAGAUUACAAACCUGGGAGGCUAGCUGAUUCAGGGCAGUGUACUCACAGCCCAGGGAAAAGGAGAGGGGCUUUCCUGACCAGCAUUGUAUGCUGUCAGCACCUGCUGUUAUGUCAGUAGGUGCCCUGUGAAGGGUUUAUGUCACGUUCCCACAGGCUAUAACAUUAAAAAAGUCCUCACAAAGGCUG